Messenger RNA from Melopsittacus undulatus (budgerigar), 8202 nucleotides. RefSeq names its product solute carrier family 30 member 9 (gene SLC30A9). The record is from RefSeq and is a predicted model, not a curated record. Gene Ontology annotation, cellular component: membrane; endoplasmic reticulum. The transcript is spliced from 18 exons. Lineage: Eukaryota; Metazoa; Chordata; Aves; Psittaciformes; Psittaculidae. Gene Ontology annotation, biological process: intracellular zinc ion homeostasis; transmembrane transport; zinc ion transport. The coding region runs from base 133 to 1842 and encodes 569 amino acids. Gene Ontology annotation, molecular function: monoatomic cation transmembrane transporter activity.
CCGUCGCUGCUCGGGGCCAGCGGGGGCUCCGCCGCAGCCGCGCCGGGCCCCUCCGAUGCGAAUCGCCGCCCGCUCGCCGGCCGCUGGCAUACGGCGGCGGCGAGCGGUCGGGCUCCGCGCGCGGUCCCCGCCAUGAUGCCAGCCCUGGCCGCACAGCGGCGGGGCUGCCACGGCCUCUACCGCCUGUACCUGCGCUGCCGGGCGGCGCCGCUCCCCCGCGCCUGCCACGGAUGGAAAGCUCCAGUGAAAAGUGGGGGUCUGUCUUGUUUUCUACCAUGCCAUCGUCUGCCUGUGCAGUUGAUGAGUCAAGUGAGAGUUUAUACCUCCAGUGGUCAAAAAAAAGAUCUUGGAUCAGAAGAUACAAAAGGGUCAAUCCCUGAAGAAAACCUGCAUAAAGCUGGAACAGGACAAGAUAAGACCAAUGCAGGCCAGAAGCAGUCUGUCCUUAAAGAGCCAAUCCAAGUAAAAGUGAAAGCAGUCCUCAAAAAAAGAGAGUAUGGACCAAAAUACACAAAGAAUAACUUCAUCACUGGAGUAAGAGCAAUAAAUGAGUUUUGUCUUAAAUCCAGUGAUUUAGACCAGCUGAGGAAAAUUAAACGGCGAAGCCCCCAUGAUGACACUGAGACUUUCACUGUGUACCUGAGAUCGGAUGUAGAGGCAAAGUCUCUUGAAGUUUGGGGUAGUCCAGAGGCUCUUGCUAGAGAAAGAAAACGACGUAAAGAGGCAGAGAUCAAAUACAGAGAAAAACUAUUUCGAAACCAAAGGCUGUUGUGGGAAUACAAGGAGUUCUUUGGCAAUACUAAGCCACGCUCCAGUGCAGCAGCUAUGUUUUUCAAGGGACCAGGGAAGGUGGUAAUGGUAGCUAUUUGCAUAAAUGGGCUGAAUUUUUUCUUUAAGCUACUUGCUUGGGUUUACACGGGUUCUGCAAGUAUGUUUUCAGAAGCCAUACAUUCUUUAGCAGACACAUGCAACCAGGCAUUGCUAGCUUUGGGCAUCAGUCAGUCUGCAAGGACGCCUGACCCUAGUCAUCCGUAUGGUUUCACAAACAUGCGCUAUAUUGCCUCCCUGAUUAGCGGAGUGGGCAUUUUCAUGAUGGGUGCAGGAUUGUCUUGGUAUCAUGGGAUCAUAGGUUUACUCAACCCUCACCCUAUAGAAUCUCUUCUCUGGGCAUACUGCAUUUUAGCAGGGUCAUUGGUGUCUGAAGGAGCUACCCUUCUUGUUGCUAUAAAUGAAAUUCGCAGGAGUGCUCGAGCCAAGGGUCUGUCAUUUUAUCAAUAUGUUGUACAGAGUCAUGAUCCUAGUACAAAUGUGGUGUUACUGGAGGAUGCUGCAGCAGUUCUGAGUGUGGCCAUAGCUGCUACCUGUAUGGGUCUGACUUCUUUAACAGGAAACCCUUAUUAUGACAGUGUGGGGUCUCUAGGUGUUGGAACCUUGUUAGGAAGUGUGUCAGCAUUUCUCAUCUACACUAACACUGAAGCCCUGCUAGGACGAUCCAUUCAACCUGAACGACUGCAGCGACUUACUGAGUUACUGGAAAGUGAUGCUGUAGUAAGAGCAAUUCAUGAUGUUAAAGCCACAGACCUGGGAAUGAGCAAAGUGAGAUUCAAAGCAGAAGUAGACUUUGAUGGACGAGUUGUUACUCGUUCUUACCUGGAAAAACAAGACAUUGAACAGCUGCUACAAGAAAUUCAGCAAGUGAAAAAUCUUGAAGAAUUGGAAGCCUUCAUGCUUAAGCAUGGUGAAAAUAUCAUUGACACACUGGGAGCUGAAGUAGACAGACUUGAGAAGGACCUGAAGCAACGAAAUCCUGAUGUUCGUCACGUGGAUUUGGAGAUACUGUAGGCAUGGCAGAAGAAAUCUUCAAGUUGCUAGCUACCAUUUUGGAAAGAAGUCUUGUGAAGGCCUGAAAAGCUUCUGAAAUUGUGGUGACCUCAGCGCCAUACCUCGCUUACUUUUGCUGUAGGCUUCCUGGACUGUUAGCACUGCUUCUGUUUCUGGAAGAGCAUUAGACUCGCAGACAAAAAUUUCCAUGGCAAAAUCAAUUUAAAAAAGCGCUAUUUGACUUAAAUUCCACGGGAGAGUCUGUCAGAAUACAUUUACUGCAACUCAGAACUUACGACUUGAGGUUUAGUUAGGCAAAUAUAGCUGCCUGAAGAUACACAAUACACUUUGUUUUUCCAUUUGCGUCCCUUUGCAGUCAGUUUGCACUUCUUUAGUUUCUUUCAAGAUACCGCAGAAGGUUCUUGGGAGAUAUUAAGAUUAGCUAGGAAGAGUUUGUUCCAGUGGAACCUGCCAACCUUAAACUAAUUGUAAUAUUUCAACUGUGUGAUUGUUUCACAGUUUUUCUUUUCUAUGAGAUAAAUCCUUUCAAACAGGCACUGGCCUUUUCUCAAGUACCAUGACCUGUAAACCUGCUUUUUUCCCACUCUUGUGAUUAGUAACUGCACUUCACAAAAAUAAGAUUUUUCUUCUCAGUGGAGUCAGCUGUAUGUGGUUAUCCAGAGUAUGUGAAGUUGAAGAAACUAGAGAUUUUGGUGAACUUCCUCUGUUUAAAUUUUGUUAUUUUUCUCCCCCUACUUUGACACUUGUUCUCUUAUUUGUAAGUAUCUUCAGAUGUGAUCUGGGAGAUAUAUACAUGGUAGUGCUUAUUAAAUGUUACCUGGCGUUUUUUGCUUUCCUUAGAGGCUGUAUUGCCAGAUAUGGUCUUUGAUAGAAGGUGUGAGAGAUGUAAUUGGAAGUUACAGUAGUAAAACAUGUAUUAGAAUUAUUUAUAAUUAAACAAAUGAAUACAUUGUAUUUUUAAUUUAUUUACCUCCAGACUUAAUCUGAAUUCUAAAUUGAUUACUUUGUGUUGGUUUUUUUUUUUUUAGGUUUUUAAGAAUUGGCCUUGCUUUUUUCGGAAAGUAAAGUAAAUCUAUCAGUAGUUCUCAGUAAUCCUGAGAUAAAUGCUUAGACUUUAUAACUUUGAAAUGUGCAAUUUUAGUAUUAUAUAUAUGAGCCUCAAGGCUUUCUGCAGUAGGCACCCAAGUUGUACCAGAUUCUUUGAUUUGAGCCCUAGUCCUUAUUAAUAAGGGCAUGAGUACUUAGCAUGCAAAUUGAAAUGUAAGUGAAGUUACUACAUAUAAAUAGCUCUGAAGAAAAUCCUUUAUGCACUUUAACAUAUUUCAGUAAAAUGAGAAUUACUUAUGGGUAAGAGGUGUUAAUAAGAACCUACCUCCUCGUGACUCAGUUGCUAAGUAAUGACUGACUUGCUGAAAGCAGAAAUGUUGGUAUGAUACACAAGUCUUCAAAAAUCAGUUAAGUUUCAAUUAUAAGCAUUGCAGCAUGUAAUAAUUGUGAAGACCAAUACAUCUAGAUUUGGCUAAAAGCUUUUGAAAAAUGUUUUUUAGGGCUUUUUUUUUGUUUUUUUUGGGUUUUUUUUUUAUACUAAGUUUCACCAGUGAACUGUGAGAAUUUAAAAUAGCGUACCUUUUGACAACUGCAAAACAUUCCAGAGUUUAGUUACAGAUGGGAGUUCACAUACAGUAAUUGUGGGUCUCUUUAGUACCCUUGUCCAUAAAUCCCUAUUCACCAGUGGCUUCUGUAUAGCUUAUUAGCUAUAUUACUAUGGGUAAUCCAGAAGAAUCGUAAAAUCGUAGAAUAGUUAGGGUUGGAAAGGACCAUAAGAUCAUCUAGUUCCAACCCCAGGACACCUCACUUUAUCUGGUUUUCUCUAUUGUAAAACUACUUAGUAUAUUUCAACCUGAUGAUUGGAAAUGCAGUUUAAAGGAAAUUUGGAAGUGUGCUAUACCAAGUAAAUAAGACAUCCUUAGCACAUUAUAAAUCAUCUACCUUUCUCCUCACCUUUCCACAUAAACUUCAUCUCAUUAUGCGCUCUGCUGAUGUUAGUCUUAUUCAUGAAGACCACUGGAAUCUCUUUCCUUGUUCCUGGAGUACUUAUAUAGAUUUUGAAUUUGAAUAAACAAUUUAAGAUUUCUGGAAUAAUGGGUUUAUUAAAAACUGGGAAAAUGCUCUUACUGAGGCGUUAGUGGAGACAGCGAAUGUGAUCCAAGUGGUUUGUAUGCUGGAGUUACUGAUGAAUGAGCAUUGUUAGUGUGCACUUUGCAGGGCAGAAAUUUCACUGAAAGGUUAGUAAAUGUUACCCCAUACUGAAGUGUUCCCAUAUCUUGUUUAAGAGAAGGCAUGAGUUUAUAUUCUUACAUGGCACCUGCCCCAGAAGCCCAUAAAAAUGUUUUCUUGUUCAUCAGAGAUGUAAUUUAUAUGAAUUCUAAUCUUAAUUUCCUUAUCUGAGUCAGAAGUACACCCAUCCACAUACCAUUUGUAUUCCAAAUAAUAUCCAGGUCCUUGUCUCUCAGUUAUGUUCCUGAUUAUAACAUAACAAUAUGUUAAAUUUAAGAAGCCAGAGCUUGAAUGUUUUUGGGUACUUAACAGUUGGAUAGUUUGAGGACCCAGUUCCAUAUCUUAAAAAUGACCUGGCUAGUGAUGUACCACAAAAAUCUAAGCAUUCUGGUUUUGGCAGUACCUCUUAAGUUUACAUGUCUUGCAGUUGGGUGAAAAUAUUGUUUCAUUGUACCUGUCAGUUUGGAAAGGAGAAGGAAUUCUAGGCUGUUAGAUUUUUAAUACAUAGAUUGUUUUUAACAGUUUUGACAUUUUUACUGCUUUUUUUUAUCAUUUAUUUUUCUUUAUGGUCUAACACUUGAAGCGAUAUGGGUCCAGUACUUACUUCACUUUUGUUUUAGUGUUUUUGGGAAAACUGUUUAACUACUACACUUACAUGAUAGAAUCCUCAGAAUUAAAGAAAACUUACGAAGUGUGGAGGAGUGUGGAGAGAUUUUUUUCUUUGUCACAAAUACAAGUACAUAAUACUUGUUUUUUGUUUUAAGGAAGUGAGGAAUUAGCUAACAGAGUUAUGGUCUAGAGUUUUUUAAAUUAAGUUGUGGCCUUUUAAAAUAAUCUGUUUUGUAGACUGUCCUUGAAUGUUCUGUUUUUUUCAGAUUAUGUUCAAAGUACAGCUGCCCUCUGCUUUGUUGAAAGGUUGCUCACUUAUUGCAGAAUGUUUCUUAAGUCCAUAAAACUUUCAAUGUUUGAAAAAAUUGUCUCAAUGUUCCAGUAUACUGAGUGAUCUUAAUGCAUUUUAAGUCAGAGUUGCCCAGACACUAACAAUAUGCAUUUUCCUGUAGAAUUUGUUUUUGUAGAAAAGAUAAAAUUGUGAUUUUUCUUCCCCAAGAAUCAAUUUCAAGUCUAAAUUGUCUCCUUUUUAUACUGUGGAAGUAAGUUUUUGAGUGAUCCUCCUCUACCUCCCUUUCUAAAGCAUUUAUGAAGCGUACUGUAGUAGUAAGUAUUUUGGUGGAAUACUGUAUUACAAAGACUCUUUGCUGUGUGUUCUGGUUGAGAAGUAGCAGGGACUCAGGGAACAGGAGAACAUAUUUUUUAAGGACAAGUUGCAUUCUUUAUCCUCUGUGACUCAUACUCAAGCUGUAGAGUUUAUAGCCUCUGCUUUUUCCUUUCAUUGAAUUCCAACGUAGGUUUUAUUAUUUUUUUAUUGGAGGUGGAAGCCAUUAUGAGCACCUCAUGUUUUUAAAAGCAAGGCUAGAUGCUGCUUUGGUCUCUGUACUUCAUCAAUGAACAAGUACAGUUGGCAAUAAUGAUUGCUGUUCUGUUUUGAAAGCUACAAACCAUGUAAGCCAAAACUACCAAAGUUUUCUGAUUCUGGCAGGUGCAGUUUUUUUCAGCUAUAUCUGGAGACUCGGUUUUUGUUGAGAGAUUUUUACUGGCUCCUCUGUUACAGGGCAGUAUGGAGAAGAGUUUUGGGUAUGUUUUGUCUAGGUAAUACACUGAAAUUCUAUGUUCUCCUUAUCAUUUCAGCUGAUUUUUCUGUAACAAAGGAAAAAUUAUGCAUUAUGGAAGUACAUCUGCUAAUGAGUGCAUCAAAUACAGGCUUCCUGCAAAGAGUUUCUAGGCUUUUGUGUAUUUUAAAGCAUGACUAUUUUUGAAAGUUCUUAAUUAAGUAAUCCUUUUUCUAAAGUUGAUGUAGAUGUGUUUCCUACAAAAGAAUUCACAGAAGCAUAAUGUUUAAUAUUUAAAAGGAGAGUAUUUUGGUUUAUGUUCUUCAGGCAUUUUGGCUUGGUGCAGUAGAAUAAUUGUCUAACUCCUGUACAAAACGUGAACUUCUGUGCAUGCCUAAAGGCUUACAUUGCAGAAAUGAGUAUAAAAUGACAAUGUGUUUUGUUUUUUUUUUUUCUCCAGCUUAAGCAUUGUGCUGCUUCUGUUAUUAUUGUUAACUCUGAAUAGAGAGUACAACUGACAUCUCUUUUGCAGUUUACGUCCUUAAUGUAAAUGAGAAAUCAAGGUGUACCAAAAAGUUUUUAUGAUUUGUAGAGGGGUUGCAUAGCUUAAAUAAGUAAUUUUUCUGUUUCUGCUUAGUGAGACACAAAUAAUUAAGAUCAAAGUAGACUACAUCUUUAUUACAUAUAAAAAGAAAUAGGAAUCCAGGCUUUAAAGCACAAUAGUCAGAUUUUGAAAUGCAAGUCGUUUGAGAAAGAUAAAAUGUGCCAGAAGCUCUAAGUGGUUGUAUGGACUAUAGAAACUGCAGUCAAUCAGUCUUUGCUGAAACAAAAGAAAAGAAACUAUCACAAAGUGUAUGGUAAAAAGAAUACAUACAAGGAAGGAACAAAACUAUGGUGCUGAGCACUUGGGAACAGCAAGAGAUGAAUACAAUCUAAAAAAUGUGGCCAUCAAUAAGAAAUGAUUGGAGAACAGUAAAAAACCAGUAAGAAAUUAUAUUUGAUUAGUACACAUAAAACCAUGUGGUACAACACUGUCUUUUAGUGAUACUCUGUUGGGUGAUGCCUCCCUCCCAACCCCAGCAAAACUUUAUUUAUUUUUUUUUUCUUUCUUCUCUGUGUCUCUGUUUAGCUGUUUUCUCAUACAGUAUUUGGUCUUGCAGGUAUAAGCCCAUUUGUCCUCUUAAAACUUACUUAUUGCUCAAGGUGAUAGUGUAAUCUGAGUCUGGAGCUUUGAUGGGGUGUGUAUUUGGUGAGUGGAGUGUGAGUAAUUUAAUUUAUGAAGACGAGAGGAAGAGUGAAUUCAAGAGAAUAUUAAUUGAUUUUUUUUCAGCCAAAAAAUGAUUGGAACACCAUACUAUGUUGCAGGUCAGAAAAAAAGGUGCAGUGAUUUAAGGUCUGUGGAAUUCUUGCAUUGGUUAAUACGUUAGUCCAUAUUUUUCAAGCUGCUUAAAUAUCUGUGGAUAAGCAAGUUUUCUAGUUAAAGUAUCACAUUCUGAAAGGGAGUUAAAGAUGACAUUCAGAAUGUAAUGUGAAUUACAGUUUACACACUUUUUAAAUACCACAGACAGAUACAGUAACAGAUUAUAGUAGGUAGGCAGAAAAUUGUUGUUCUCGCCUAUAUUAUAUGAACCUUUUGAGGACAAUUUCCUUUUUCUGUGUAAGUCAAAGCCACCAAUUAGCAUAAAAGGCUUGUUUUUUGUUGUUUUUUUUUGGUUUUGUUUUGUUUUCUUAGGUACAACACCAACACAAAGCCUGGUCAAAUUUUUAUAUUGCCAGCAUUCAUAGUGCUGUUACAGGGAGAAAGUAUCUGUUAAAAUAGUAGAAUAUAGCCCCACACUCAAGGAUACAUUUGAUUUUUGUAAUGUAAAUUUAGAGUGUAUUUAAAAUUCUCCAGGUUGUGAUUGAUCAGCUGCUUCAAAUCUGAAGACAGAAGGAAAAAAAAAGCUAUGUUGUGUAAAUGUUGUAAUAUAAAGGGUUUUUUGUAAGUUUCUCUUAAAAUUAAAGGUGCUGAAGAACUACGUGAGAAGAAGAGUUUGAAAAAUGCCAAAAGCAUUUGGAAAGUAUUUUGGCAAUUGCCAAAAUUGCAUAAAAUCUGAAAGUCAACAGUGAAGAUUAUCACUGGUGGUAGAACUUUCAAAGGGCAAUCUGAAAUUUGAAACGUGUUUUUCCACACAGCCUUUUAAUCAAAUGUCACCCACCCACCCCCCAGUCCCCCAUGCAUUUUGGUGUAUUGGCUUCUUCAUUCUGUGUCUUGGUUCAUAUCAGUAUGAGGAAGUAAUUUUGAUUUGUGAGGUGUAGACAUUUAAAUAUUUCCCCCGCAUAUGUUCUUUAUUUUGUAAUUAUGCUUGAAUUUGGUACUUCCUGUAAAAUGUCUGGAAGUUGUAAUUACUCAGUAAAAUGCUACAUAGCUGUUAAA